Chaetura pelagica (chimney swift) is the source of this 1110-nucleotide messenger RNA. RefSeq names its product pantothenate kinase 2 (gene PANK2). Gene Ontology annotation, cellular component: cytosol; nucleus. Gene Ontology annotation, biological process: coenzyme A biosynthetic process. NCBI's taxonomy places the organism in Eukaryota, Metazoa, Chordata, Aves, Apodiformes, Apodidae. Gene Ontology annotation, molecular function: pantothenate kinase activity; ATP binding. The transcript is spliced from 7 exons. The record is from RefSeq and is a predicted model, not a curated record. The coding region runs from base 1 to 1110 and encodes 369 amino acids.
AUGUGGGACAUGAUAAAAGCACAUGUUUUCCCUUGGUUUGGCUUGGAUAUUGGAGGGACCUUGGUCAAGCUGGUGUAUUUCGAACCAAAGGACAUCACGGCCGAAGAGGAGGAGGAGGAAGUGGAAAACCUGAAGAGCAUCCGCAAAUACCUGACGUCAAACGUAGCCUACGGGUCUACGGGCAUUCGGGAUGUGCACCUGGAGCUGAAGGACCUUACCCUGUGUGGACGUAAAGGCAAUCUGCACUUUAUCCGCUUCCCUACCCAUGACAUGCCUGCUUUUAUCCAAAUGGGAAGCGAAAAGCACUUCUCGAGCCUCCAUACUACCUUAUGUGCCACGGGAGGUGGAGCGUACAAAUUUGAGCAGGACUUUCUCACAAUGGGUGACCUUCAGCUUUGUAAGCUGGAUGAACUCGAUUGCCUUAUUAAAGGAGUUCUGUACAUUGAUUCAGUUGGAUUCAAUGGACAUUCAGAGUGCUACUAUUUUGAAAACCCAACGGAUGCUGAAAGAUGUCAGAAGCUCCCAUUCAACUUGGAGAACCCAUAUCCUCUCCUCUUGGUGAACAUUGGCUCAGGGGUCAGCAUUUUGGCUGUGUAUUCAAAAGAAAACUAUAAACGGGUAACAGGCACCAGCCUCGGAGGGGGAACCUUUUUUGGUCUCUGCUGCCUUCUUACUGGUUGCUCCACCUUCGAAGAGGCCCUAGAGAUGGCAUCCCAUGGAGACAGCACCAAAGUGGACAAACUAGUGCGGGACAUUUAUGGAGGAGACUACGAGCGAUUCGGGUUGCCAGGCUGGGCUGUAGCAUCCAGCUUUGGAAACAUGAUGAGCAAGGAGAAGAGGGAAUCUGUCAGCAAAGAGGACCUGGCAAAGGCUACUUUAAUAACCAUCACUAACAACAUUGGCUCCAUAGCACGGAUGUGUGCACUUAAUGAGAACAUCAAUCGAGUGGUGUUUGUUGGCAAUUUCCUUCGGAUCAACACAAUCUCCAUGAGGCUUCUGGCAUAUGCUUUGGACUACUGGUCAAAGGGACAGUUAAAAGCACUUUUCUUGGAACAUGAGGGUUACUUUGGUGCAGUUGGGGCUCUCCUGGAACUCCUGGAUUCCCCCUGA